AUGCAAAUUGACCUUGCUACAGAGAGCUCAGUCCUCCAAUUAGCUCUCAGCAGCCACCGCAUAGAUCAGGUCUCAACUCAACCAACUCGCAAUGAUCGACUGCGAACACUAUCUCUGCUGCUGAGGACAGUUGAGAAACAUGGUCAUGGACAUGGUCUAGGCAAGCAUAUAGAGUUGCAUCAAAAUAUGGGGUUGCAGAGUUAUCGAUCAUAG
Molecule: messenger RNA, 213 nt
Organism: Necator americanus (New World hookworm)
Lineage: Eukaryota; Metazoa; Nematoda; Chromadorea; Rhabditida; Ancylostomatidae
Exons: 6
Coding region: 1-213 (70 amino acids)
Source: RefSeq, a predicted model, not a curated record